AUGUUCAUUCAACAGAACAGAAGUUCUUUGGAUUUAAUAUGGUUACUGGCUCAAGUAGACAUUUGUGUUCCCUUUAUUGUCGUGAAUUCCCCGAUAGCCAAACCAUUAAAAGACGGCGAUGAAACGCCAGGUUCCAUCAGUCCGCUCGGCUCAGACUCUGGCUCGGAUACGGAUAAAGACGAGCAGGAGCCCUCGCCUUCCUCCGCAGCAUCGCGACAGAUGAAUGCCAUCGACAUUCUAACGAGGGUUUUCCCCAACCACAAGCGCAGCGUCCUGGAGCUUGUGCUACAGGGAUGCGGCAAAGACGUGGUGCAGGCCAUAGAGCAAAUCCUCAACAACAGCGGUCAAGCCAAGGGCCCAGAUGAGUCCUGGACGGCGGAUCGGAUGCUGCAGAGCGCACAGCCGCCCAUGUCCUCCACCCCGCGGCCUCUGUUACCUGGAACCAUGACGCUCAGCAAUAGAUCUGCCUUCUCUCCUUUGCAACCCAACGCGCCACACUUUGGUUCCGAUCCGAGCACGUAUCCUCUCAGUACGCAUUUGGGCUUGAACCCACUCCGGCUGGCGUACUCGGCUCACAGCAGAGGCCUGGCCUUCAUGGCUCCAUACUCCACCACGGGUCUGAUGCCAACAUUGGGCUUCCGGCCGCCAAUGGAAUAUGCCUUCAGUGACUUGAUCAGAGACAGGACUCUCUUGCAUAAAGAUCAGAGCUACACCAAUGGACUCUAUGGUCCUCUGGUGAACAACACUCCAGAGAAACAGUGAGAUAGUGUUUCCCAAAUGUAGACAAAAGUGUUUCUUGUCUUUAAAGAUUCGUAUGCUUAAAGAUUCCUCAUCCCUAAAGACCCGCGGGCCUUGUGUUUCUGUAUAUAAACUAUGUCUAGUUUAAU
Molecule: messenger RNA, 887 nt
Organism: Sinocyclocheilus grahami
Lineage: Eukaryota; Metazoa; Chordata; Actinopteri; Cypriniformes; Cyprinidae
Product: doublesex- and mab-3-related transcription factor A2-like
Exons: 2
Coding region: 1-762 (253 amino acids)
Biological process (GO): regulation of transcription by RNA polymerase II; germ cell development; sex differentiation
Cellular component (GO): nucleus
Molecular function (GO): DNA-binding transcription factor activity, RNA polymerase II-specific; RNA polymerase II cis-regulatory region sequence-specific DNA binding; protein binding
Source: RefSeq, a predicted model, not a curated record